Aedes albopictus (Asian tiger mosquito) is the source of this 987-nucleotide messenger RNA. RefSeq names its product chymotrypsin-1-like. The record is from RefSeq and is a predicted model, not a curated record. Gene Ontology annotation, molecular function: serine-type endopeptidase activity. NCBI's taxonomy places the organism in Eukaryota, Metazoa, Arthropoda, Insecta, Diptera, Culicidae. The coding region runs from base 190 to 987 and encodes 265 amino acids. Gene Ontology annotation, biological process: proteolysis. The transcript is spliced from 3 exons.
UUUGCUCUAGAAAAUCGACGAGACAACCGCCUUCAUACUUAAAGGUGAACUUUGCUUUGUCUGAUUGAUAGCAUGCAGUGAAGAUUCUAUCAACAACGCAAUUUGUUCAUGAUAUAAAAUAUUCCUUUUCCUUGAUGAACGAACAGUUUACCUACAAUACACGUGCACACUUAUUCGAAUGCAACCAGCAUGUUCUUACAACUUGUUAUUUUUUCGGUGUCUGCGAUACUAGCAUCUGCCGCACCAUCUAGUUCAAAAAUUGUCAACGGAACGGAUGCGUCCAUUGAAGAUUAUCCGUUCAUGAUUUCGCUGCGUUCCACUUAUGGUGGUCAUGCCUGUGGAGGUACAAUCCUUACCAAACACUGGAUACUGACCGCGGCUCAUUGCGUUCACGAAACCUUAACUCCCGACAAAUACACAAUCCAAGUCGGACGUACGGAAAUAUCCCGACCGGUGGACGAAUCGGUGUACGAGAUAGAGCUGGUUAUCAUCCACCCGGGUUACGACAUUUACAAUAGCUUCGUAAACGAUAUUGCCGUGUUUAAGCUGAGGAGUCCGUUGGAAUUUAGCGAUACUGUACAACCGGUGCGACUGCCGGCGGCCUGUUUUGAAGUUCAGCAAUCGAAUCCGGAAGUGACACUGAUAGGAUGGGGCUUGAAUGGGGACGAAGUCGCUCAGUCUAUUUUGCAGCAGGUGGACUAUUAUGUGGUGCCGAACGAAGAGUGUGACCAAAUUCAUUCCGACAAGAUUUUCCCGCAGCAUAUUUGUGCUGCGUAUCCAGGCGGCGGCAAAGGGCAGUGCAACGGUGAUUCCGGUGGUCCACUGUUGCACAACGGCAUUCAAGUUGGCAUAGUGUCUUGGAGUAUUAAGCCGUGUACAAUAGCACCAUACCCGGGAGUCCUUACCAAAGUUUCGCAUUUCAUAGAUUUUAUAUAUCAAAAUACGGAUCGGAAACCAAAACCUUCCACUUCAUCAGAAUGUACCUAG